AUGUUUGGGCGGUGGAGGCAGCUGUGUGGAUCGGAGGCCGUGUGGGGUCCUCCACGUCACGUCCUGAAAGGUCACGGCCGGCCUAGACUUUCCAUGCUUCCCUCAGAAACAUGCAGGGUGAAGGGUCCCAGUUCCAACCCCCUCCCGCGCCACCGGCCCGGGCUGUCCCCCUCCGAGCCGCUGGGUGACCUCAGUGUGACCUCAGCCGCCCCCAAGUCCCAAUUCCAAGUUGCAGCGCAGGUCGAGGGGCCUCAGGCCCGGACCUCAGACCUCGUUCCCAGGACCCUUCCCGAGCACGCGCCGCUGCCCUUCGUGAGGCGGGAGGGGCGCAGAGCUGCAAAGGGCUGGAAGCGUGAAGCGCGGACGACCCCAACCGCCGCCCGAACGCCUCCUCUCGCGCCCAGCAUGCUGAGUCCGUGGUCAGAUUGGGUGGGAGCAGCGUUCUGCUUUGCCGCGACCCGCUCGCUGUUGCUGACUUGCCUGGUGCCGGUGGGGCUGCUGGCCCUGCGCUACUACUACAGCCGCAAGGUGAUCCUGGCGUACCUGGACUGCGCGCUGCACACCGACAUGGCCGACAUUGAGCAGUACUACAUGAAGCCGCCUGGCUCCUGCUUCUGGGUGGCUGUGCUGGACGGUAACGUGGUUGGCAUUGUGGCCGCACGUGCCCAUGAGGAGGACAACACAGUGGAGCUGCUGCGCAUGUCUGUGGACUCCCGCUUCCGUGGCAAGGGCAUCGCCAAGGCACUGGGCCGGAAGGUGCUGGAGUUCGCGGUAGUGCACAACUACUCUGCAGUGGUGCUGGGUACCACAGCUGUCAAGGUGGCAGCUCACAAGCUCUACGAGUCACUGGGCUUCAGACACAUGGGUGCGAGUGACCACUACGUGCUGCCUGGCAUGACCCUCUCGCUGGCUGAGCGCCUCUUCUUCCAGGUCCGCUACCACCGCUACCGCCUGCAGCUGCGUGAGGAGUGAGGGUCACUGCCCGCCCGCCGCCCCAUCUGCCCCCUCCACCUG
This is a messenger RNA of Fukomys damarensis (Damara mole-rat), 1014 nucleotides long. It is a transcript of the gene Aspnat, whose product is annotated as N-acetyltransferase 8 like. Gene Ontology annotation, cellular component: mitochondrial membrane. The record is from RefSeq and is a predicted model, not a curated record. Lineage: Eukaryota; Metazoa; Chordata; Mammalia; Rodentia; Bathyergidae. The coding region runs from base 1 to 972 and encodes 323 amino acids. Gene Ontology annotation, molecular function: L-aspartate N-acetyltransferase activity. The transcript is spliced from 4 exons.